Medicago truncatula (barrel medic) is the source of this 1730-nucleotide messenger RNA. Its product is annotated as UDP-glucose flavonoid 3-O-glucosyltransferase 7. Gene Ontology annotation, molecular function: UDP-glucosyltransferase activity. The transcript has a single exon. NCBI's taxonomy places the organism in Eukaryota, Viridiplantae, Streptophyta, Magnoliopsida, Fabales, Fabaceae. The record is from RefSeq and is a predicted model, not a curated record. The coding region runs from base 59 to 1534 and encodes 491 amino acids.
AAUCAAAGAAAACAAAUCUUACUCUUCUUCUAUCUAUCUAUCUAUCUAGCAGUGAUCAAUGGAAGGUGUUGAAAUUAAACGACCACUGAAACUUCACUUCAUUCCAUAUCUAGCACCAGGCCAUAUGAUCCCUAUGUGUGACAUAGCAACUAUCUUUGCAUCUCAUGGCCAACAAGUCACCAUCAUCACAACUCCCUCUAACGCCAACUUCCUUUCCAAAUCUCUUCCCUCCAUAGAUCCUCUCUUCCUCCGCAUUCACACCGUUGAUUUCCCCUACCAACAAGUUGGUCUCCCCUCCGGUGUCGAAUCCAUGUCCAACACCCCUGAUCUUGCCUCCUCCGGCAAACUAUACGCAGGAGCAAUGCUCCUCCAAGAACCAAUUCAGAAUUUCAUGGAGAAAGAUCCACCUGACUGUAUCAUUGGUGACUUCUUGUACCCUUGGGUUCAUGACUUGGCCAGUAAGCUUUGGGUCCCGAAUCUCGCCUUCAAUGGUUUCUCCCUGUUUACCGUAUGUCUCAUGGAAACCCUUAGAACAAACCCAUCAAUAUAUCCUCAUAUGGAUUCUGAUUCAGAUUCGGGUUCAUUUGUUGUUCGAAAUUUACCUCACCCUAUCACCUUGUCUGGAAGACUGCCAAAGUCAUCAGAAGAAUUUAUGGGAUCAAUGCUGGAGAAAGAGCUCAAAAGUAAUGGACUCAUUGUCAACAAUUUCGCUGAGCUUGACGGGGAAGAGUACAUUAAAUAUUAUGUGAGUAGCACGGGUCAUAAGGCUUGGCAUCUUGGUCCAGCUUCUCUUAUUCGUAAAACUGUUCAAGAGAAAGCAGAGAGGGGACAAGAGAGUGCAGUGAGCGUGCAAGAGUGUUUGAGUUGGCUCAAUUCCAAGCGACAUAACUCAGUGUUGUACAUAAGCUUUGGAAGCCUCUGUCGUUAUCAGGAUAAACAGCUUUAUGAGAUUGCGUGUGCAAUAGAAGCAUCGGGUCAUGAUUUUAUAUGGGUUAUUCCCCUUAAUAACGGGAAAGAGGAUGAGAGUGAAGAGGAGAAGCAAAAGUGGUUACCAAAGGGAUUCGAAGAGAGAAACAUUGGAAAGAAGGGUUUGAUUAUUAGGGGUUGGGCUCCGCAGGUUCUGAUUCUGAGCCACCCCGCUGUGGGUGCCUUUAUGACUCAUUGUGGUUGGAACUCCACAGUGGAGGCUGUUGGUGCGGGGGUUCCGAUGAUUACAUGGCCUUCACAUGGAGAACAAUUCUACAACGAAAAACUGAUAACAGAAGUGCGAGGGAUUGGAGUGGAAGUUGGUGCAACAGAAUGGUGUUUGACUGGUUUUGAAGAAAGAGAGAAGCUGGUGAGUAGUGAUAGCAUAGAGAAGGCUGUGAGGAGAUUGAUGGACAGUGGUGAUGAAGCUGAGAAAAUUAGAAGUCGUGCUCAAGAGUUUGGAGAAAAGGCUAGACGAGCCAUUCAAGAAGGUGGCUCGUCUCAUAAGAAUUUGUUAGCCUUGAUUGAUGAUCUCAAAAGAUUGAGAGAUAGCAAGCCAAUUGAGUAGCUCAAUUGCAAUAAGUAUAUAUAUAUUUUUAGAUUAUAUAUUGUCUCAAAGUUUCAAUCUCUGAGUUUGUGAGAAGCUGGUUUUUAAUUAGUGUUCAGCUAUGAUCUUUUCAAGGAUAUUAAGGGAGUGAUAAAUAAAUUUUUCUUGUACUUUUUGCCAAGUUUCUUUCUUUAUUCAUUCAAGUUUUCCACUCAAA